Molecule: messenger RNA, 3143 nt
Organism: Cladocopium goreaui
Lineage: Eukaryota; Dinophyceae; Suessiales; Symbiodiniaceae
Source: the annotation of a GenBank genome assembly
GUGCAGGGCCAUCCCUUGCUCUUGGCAUCUCUGGUGGGUGCUACCUCGCUCCAUCCGCAGCUCACCGAAGCCUUACACGAUGCGGCGGUGAACGCCUGCAAGCAGCGGCGCUUCAAGUACCUCAGUAGCAGCUAUGACAUGCGGAUUUUGCCUGCCAAGCGCGGUGGGCGCGACAGUCCUAACUAUCGCUGGGAGGGCGUUUUGAAGCGCAGUUGGUUGGAGAAAAUGUGCGGAAGCAUCCCCGCGGUGCUGGUGCUCUGCAUCGAUUGGUCCCAGGAGCUGAGCCAAGCGGAGCAGGAAGAGUCUCAAGCCUUGCACUAUUUGCAGCACGCGCGGCGACAGGCAAAGGAGCGGGACUUGCGCCUGGUGCUUUUCGUGGUGCUCCACCCCAAAAGCGCCGACCCGGAGGCGACCGCAGCCACCCGCAGCUUGCACGAGGGUGCCGGCGGGCUGGUGAUGGCCAUGGGUCUGGAAGACCUGAAAGCCAAGGCGCCCAGUCUGGAAAGAUUGAUCUACCAGAACGCCAUAUCCUUCUACGCAGAUGAGGAGAAGCGUCUGCGCAAGGCGUGGGCGCCAAAGGUGCCCAACAUGCCGAUGCAAGUGGCCAUGCAGGUGCGUACCAACUUCAAGGUGGCCUUCUUGAACGAGUUCCGGAAGGAUGCUCGCGGGGCACUGACGGCCUACGUCAAGGCCUACGAGCUGCUGCUGAAGGAGUCCGAGCUCAUGGACUUUCUCGAGCGGAUGGACCUUUGCAACCACAUUGCGCUGAGGAUGUACCAGCGCUACUUCUCCUACCAUGACGUGGGUGCCGCCGUGCAUCACUGCCGGAUUCACGUGAACUCCCUGAAGAAGUACUGCUCCGAGAACUCGGAAUACGUCUGGCGCAAAUGGCAUUGGCUCUCCUUGAACCGCGGCAAGCGGGCUGGUGUGGUGCUAAUCGAUAUCAGUGACAUUUGGCAGUUCCCCGGCUUCCACUUCCAAGCAGCGGCAGUUUAUGCACGCCGUUUACGUGAAUGGGCCGUGCGUUGCAUGGAACCGGGCCAUCUGCCCCCAGCGCCAACGGCAGGCGGUGCGGUGCUGCCCUCGGCCUUCCUGGGCCAGGCAGGGCACCUGGAGCGUCCCACGGAGGUGACCUCGCCCAAGGAGGUGGUGGCCCUGCGCUUGGCCUGGGAACAGGCCACCGGAGACACCGGAGACACCGAAAAACGGGAGCCGGGCCUGGGAAAGGCCCAAAAACACAAAGAACAUGCGGAGCGCAGUUUGAAGCUCUUGAUUCGAGCGCAAGCUGCUGCCAAAGAACGCAAUCUCAGUUCCUGGAUCAUCACCUCGCAAAUCCGUGUGGCCGAAGCCUAUCUCUGCGAUCAGAGCAGUAGUCACCAGGAAGCUGCGCGGGACUUGUUUGAGCGUCUGAGGAAACAGCCCAACUCUUCCUGGGCCCCGUUCCAGCGCUUCUUCUUGGAACGUGCGCUGCUCUGCGGCUGCUCGCAGCUGGGUCUUCCCAUCCCAUCGCUCUGUUCCUCCACCCGGGCCGUGCCGGCCGUUCUGGAGUCCUUGGAAGCAAUGCCCAGCGAUGAGUUGCGGAGCAACUUGGUGCGCGACGCCUUCGAAUAUUUGGGUCUCAAGGCGGCCCCUGCCUGGAACGACCGGCGUCGCUGGACGGCGCUUGACGCCGCCUUACCCCGCGGUCGCCUCACCUCAGAGCUGCUGGACGCCUCGUUGACCUUCGCCACUAGCGGCCUGGCCGUGCCGCUGGCGCUCGGCACGGCCGUGGCGCUGGGCGCGGGCGACCUGGAGAUGACGCUGGAGAUGGGGGAACAAACCUGGGAGGUGGGCCAGCCCUUCACUGUCAAGUCGGUCCCCACGUCCGGCUGCGCUCCCGUCCGGCUGCGCUUCACGUGGGCACUGGCGGAUGCUGUGGUUUUCGUAGGCGGGAAACUGAACUCUGAGCUGUUGUUCCCUGUGGAUCCGUCCAAAGCCUUGGUUUCAGACACCUUUCUCUUCUUUUUGGCCCUGUCCGGUGCGCCGGUUGCGCCAGCGGCCUCUGAGCUUCGUUUGACGGCCAAUGUGCAGGUGGAGGAGGGCGACCCUGCGACCGUUCUCCCGGCGCAUCCCUUGGAAAGCUCCAAGAGUCCACGGGUCUCGCUGAUCUCUGCGGAGUGUGAGCUGAUCCCCAUAGGUGAUGAGAAGCUUCUUGCGGAGGUGGCCCAAGAGGUCCAACCUUUGGCUGGAGUUCUGUCCUUCCAACCUGGGGACUUGCAGAGACCGGGAGCAAAGGAUGUUGGCUACGCAUGGCCCAUUGCUGUUCAAUGCGGCAGGGCCUGCAAGAUGACAGUGAACUUCGCCUUGACUUUGGGCCAUGCCGUCAGCCGCACUUCAGCUACCAUAACUUUCCAGCACGCCAUGCGACUGCAGAUCGCGGAGGAACGGAUGGCCACAUCUUUGACCUUGCAGCGACCCGUGUCCUUCGCCCUGAAAUCCUUGCAUGGCCCCGUGGAGACCAGUACAGUGGAGGUCCUGUUGGAGGAUGGCUGUCAGAAAUGCCUGGGAAGACCUGGGCUGAUGGCCAUUGGCUCGGCUCAUGCCUUCAUCUGGCCGCAGCCCGCGAACAUCAGCCGAGCCGUUGGCCGCCCGCGCUUGAGGGUGGAAUUCCAGAAGCACAAGGCAGUUGGAGAGUUCUUCCAAUGGCUUCCCAGCGCCAAACGCCCCGCGCAACUGCCCGGUGGCGGCGUUGCGGAGUGGCUGCUGCCGCUGGAUCUUCCAACACCAUUGCCCUCGAUGCAAGUGGAGCUGGAGGUCGGCAGCAUUGGGACGGUGGGCACUCCGUUGAAGGUGGAGGUGUGCCUGAAAAAUGCAACGUUUUCGGAGGAAGAGAUCAGGGUGCGGAUUCUGCAGGAAGGCGAUGUCUCAGAUCGCUACCUGUUCUCCGGCCCCGCGAGUUCUCAAGCCUCGCCCCUCAGCCUGGCGCCCGACGUGUCGCCGGAGUCUCCGGUGCUGCAGCCCUUCUGCUUGAUUCCUUUGAAGCCCGGCUGGGUGUCUCUGCCCAAGGUUCAAGUCCUUUGGGCCAACCAGGAGGCCACCAGCUCCUCCAGCUCCGUCUUCGUGGCGCCACGCGGCGCGCCAGCGGUGCACCGCACGACGGCGUG